GCCCGGCCCCGAUUGUGCUGAAGUGCGCAUGCGCCAACCUCUGAGCUUGUGCAGCGCUUUGCUGUUAGACUUCGGACGUCAAGCUCGGCGGCUUGUUCCGAACUCGGGUUCGUUCCAGCCAAUCAGCAGGGCGGAAGCGAAGGGCGCUCUCCCUUCGAGUUGAAGGUACGGUCCGUGGCGAGUUGUAAAGUCGGAAAAGGUGAACUUUGUGCUCGACGUGACAGAACCAACAUCCCUCAACAUGGAACAAGAAGGAUCCACUGAAGCUCCAAAAUCUGCCCAAGAAGCAAUUAUUAAAGAACAGACCAUUACUGAAAGAAAAUGGGUGAAGCUUGAUGAGACUAUUUACCUUGACCCUACAGGUAAAACAAGAGUGUGGGAGUCUGUAAAACGUACUACCAGAAGAGAGGGAGUUUCUGCUGAUGGUGUUGCUGUUAUUCCUGUCUUACAAAGAACUCUCCACUAUGACUGUGUUGUCUUGGUGAAACAAUUCAGGCCUCCAAUGGGAGCUUACUGUUUGGAAUUCCCUGCAGGUCUGAUUGAUAGCAAUGAAACCCCAGAGAGUGCUGCUUUACGUGAGCUGGAGGAAGAAACAGGAUACAAAGGGGACAUCCUUGAAUGUUCUCCAGCUUUGUGUUUGGACCCUGGGUUGACCAACUGUUCAUCACACAUUGCAACGGUCACCAUUAAUGGAGACAUUCCUGCCAAUUUGAAGCCGAAACAAAAGCCCGAGGAAGGAGAAUUUGUAGAAGUUGUUACACUGCCGAAGAAUGACUUAUUGCAGAGAAUUGAAGAGCUGGUAGCAGAGGAACACCUCAUUGUGGAUGCAAAGUUAUAUGCCUAUGCCUUGGCACUGAGGCAUGCAACGGACAAGCCCUUCCAAGUGCCAUUUAUGAAAUUCUGAGACUGCAUUGUACUCAGUGCUUUUGCAGGAUUUUCCUGUGUUGAAUUAAAAGGUCAGCAAUUAACAGUCAAAUGUGCUUAACAGAGCAGUAAUCCUUCUUGAAUGACAACUAUUUGUAGCAGUCUUACGGUGAAGAAUGUAACUUGUCUCUUUACUGUAUAAAAGACACAUCUCAUUUGUUAUUCAUUAGAAUUGUCUAAAGCAAAAAUAAAUGUCUUAUUUGUUAGUA
Molecule: messenger RNA, 1133 nt
Organism: Pogona vitticeps (central bearded dragon)
Lineage: Eukaryota; Metazoa; Chordata; Lepidosauria; Squamata; Agamidae
Source: RefSeq, a predicted model, not a curated record